ACACACAGACACACACACACACACACAGGCUGCUCGGCGAGCUGCUAGCUGUACACUCGCUCUGUUUCCGCCAUCUUAAGCAGCGUCGGUGGAGGUUUAGCGCUUCAGAUGCGGCCGCUGUCGUUUCCCAGUUGAGACGGGCAGCGAGCUAAAACACACGCGUGAGGCGGCGGCGGCGGCGGACUGCAGCCGGGGGGAGGAGGAGCAGCGGGAGGGACGGUGAUGUGCUGAUGGUUUCUCCGUGUCUGCCUGCCAUGGCUCUGCCGGAACUCUUCCUCUGGAUCUUCCUCAUCAUCCAGCUGCUCUCCGGUUCCGUCCAGUCGGACAGCGAUGAUGACGAAGCAUCCAAUAAAACCUGGGUGUUGACGCCCAAAGUGUACGAGAGCGAUGUGACCCACAUCCUGAACAGCCUGCUGGAUGGUUACGAUAAUAAACUACGACCUGAUAUAGGAGUUAAACCCACGGUGAUCCACACCGACAUGUUCGUCAACAGCAUCGGCCCCGUAAACGCCAUCAACAUGGAAUACACCAUCGACAUCUUCUUCGCCCAGACGUGGUACGACCGGCGUCUGAAGUUCAACAGCACCAUGAAGGUUCUGCGUCUCAACAGCAACAUGGUGGGAAAGAUCUGGAUCCCGGACACCUUCUUCCGCAACUCCAAGAAGGCCGACGCCCACUGGAUCACCACACCCAAUCGCAUGCUUCGGAUCUGGAACGACGGGCGGAUACUGUACACUCUGAGGUUGACCAUCGAUGCCGAGUGCCAGCUCAAACUGAAUAACUUCCCCAUGGACGAACACUCCUGCCCCCUGGAGUUCUCCAGCUACGGAUACCCGAAGGAGGAGAUCGUGUACAAGUGGAAGAGGAGCUCGGUGGAGGUGGGGGAUAUUCGUUCCUGGAGGCUCUAUCAGUUCUCCUUCGUUGGACUGAGGAACACCUCCGAGGUCGUCAAGACUGUCUCAGGAGACUACGUGGUGCUGACGGUGUUCUUCGACCUGAGCAGGAGGAUGGGCUACUUCACCAUCCAGACCUACAUCCCCUGCACCCUCAUCGUGGUCCUGUCCUGGGUCUCCUUCUGGAUCAACAAGGACGCCGUCCCCGCCCGAACCUCACUGGGAAUCACUACUGUACUGACGAUGACGACGCUCAGCACUAUCGCCCGGAAGUCCCUCCCUAAAGUUUCCUACGUGACGGCGAUGGAUCUGUUCGUCUCCGUCUGUUUCAUCUUCGUGUUCGCGGCGCUGAUCGAGUAUGGAACGCUGCACUACUUCGUAAGCAACCGCAAACCCAGCAAGAACAAGGACAAGAAGAAGAAAAACCCGCUCCUGCGGCUCUUUCCCGCCAAGAACCCGACGGUGGACAUCCGCCCCCGCUCGGCCACCGCCAUCCAGAUGAACAACGCCACGCACAUGCAGGAGCGCGACGAGGAGUUCGGCUACGAGUGUCUGGAUGGGAAGGACUGCACCAGCUUCUUCUGCUGCUUCGAGGAGUGUCGCUCGGGGGCGUGGCGUCGCGGCCGCCUGCACAUCCGCGUUGCCAAGAUCGAUUCGUACGCGCGCAUCUUCUUCCCCACCGCGUUCGGCCUCUUCAACCUGGUGUACUGGUUCUCCUACCUGUACCUGUGAGGGUCCCGUGCCCCGCCCGCCCGCCCGCUUUAAUCGUAUCGUUUAUCGUCUCGUAGCUUUUUCUGUCGCUAAUAUUCUAGCAUCGUGUCCGUCCUGUUUUCGGUUGGUUUUUAGCUUUGCUAACUUGCUAGCACUUCACGCGGUCGAGCACUUUUACUGGAACUGGUUAGGAGAGAUGAUCUGGAUGAUAACGAGCUGAGAGACGACUGUGUAAUAAAGGUCGUCCUUUCUCGUGAACCGGUCAGGUUUUAACUCUGCGCUCACACUAGAGGGCGACAAAGUGACCGUAUAGCAUAACAUGGAGCCGCAAACUUAGCAACAGCGACAGACAACACCAACGUUACCUGAUCCAGUAGAUCCAGCGGAUCACUCACACCCGAUUUCUGCAUUUAGCUUCUGUUUAGCUUUAAAAAAAAAGAGGUUUGUGGUCGCAUCAGAGAUUCUGCAGCGUUUAUUACAGACACACCAACGCAUUAGCACGUCCCAGAAUUCUUUGCGCUGUUGGUAAUCCUUCACCAGUCAGCGACAGUGUUUAUGUUAUAACAAACAAAUAUUUUUUAUCUCCGCCCACAGGUUGGUCAUAAUCUACCGACGCAUUAAAGAAAAAUCUGUUAUUGUUGCACGAGUGAAACAAAUAAAUGAGCAAAUUAAAAAUAAGUAAAUAAAUAACAAAUAAAUAAAAAGGAAAUAUAAAUGAAUGAACAAGGAAAUACAACCAAAUAAAUAAAUAAACAAAUAAGUAAAUAAAAAUAGUAAAUAAAGAAAUGAAAAAAUAAAGUAAUAAGUAAAUAAAUAAAAGAGUAAAUAAAUAAAAAAUGUGAAAGUAAAUUAAAAUAAAUGAAUAAAUGAAAAAAUAAAGGUAUAAAUGAAUU
Molecule: messenger RNA, 2497 nt
Organism: Trichomycterus rosablanca
Lineage: Eukaryota; Metazoa; Chordata; Actinopteri; Siluriformes; Trichomycteridae
Gene: gabrg2
Product: gamma-aminobutyric acid type A receptor subunit gamma2
Exons: 10
Coding region: 231-1625 (464 amino acids)
Biological process (GO): signal transduction; synaptic transmission, GABAergic; regulation of postsynaptic membrane potential
Cellular component (GO): dendrite membrane; postsynapse; GABA-A receptor complex
Molecular function (GO): GABA-A receptor activity; benzodiazepine receptor activity; GABA-gated chloride ion channel activity
Source: RefSeq, a predicted model, not a curated record